CGGGCAAGGGCGAGUUUGUUUCCAGUCUGAUUACUCUUGCCAACCUCCCGUCAACGUACUAAACGUUGAUGGAAUCGAAAGACUAAAGGUUGCAUACUUGACCACUUGUGAGCGACGCCUUUGCCAACCAUGGCGCAACCAGCAACAGGCGAUCCCCUGGCAGCAUGGCGGCAGUACGUUCGAGAUACUCAGGGCCGGGUAAAGCCAUUUUCCAAGGAAGAAGAAGUGAUUAGCGCGAGGAUACUUGCCUAUACUCUUUUGCGGCUUCCAGGACGCCGCCCUUCCGCCAACACCCUCUUUAGGUUAACCCGCAUCGGGUAUUCCUGGCUAGUAGAUCGUUUUGGGGAUGAUAUUGACAAAAUUUGUGCGGAAAUUGAAUGCUGGGGCGGCAGACGGUGCUCAGCACCUGAGAACGACAACAAUAUCUCUUCUGCCGCGACUUUGGAAGGCCAAGCUACAUCAAGCGUCUGCUCCAGCCUCGCUCCCGAAAGUGACGCUUCAAUACCGGCAAACUGGUGGGACGCUGAUUAUUACGAGAUCCCUAGCUUUUGUCACAAGGUCUUCGGCACAGACCUUAGGGCAAUCGCGACGGAGGUGUUCGACAGAUGCAAAUCUGGUAAUCUUCUAUUCGGUUCCAAGGGCUGGAAAAACUGGCCGCUUCAACCAGCUAAAGAGAGACACGUUAUCCAGUGCUUAGACGAGAUUAUGAACCAUCUGCGCCGUCUCGCUGUGGAGGUUUGCCCCGAACUCGAUGACCAGCCCCGACGGAAGCUCUUUAAGCCGCCCACGGAUGUCGAAAGUCGCCCCUACCCAACUGUUGGUUUCUGCGACUACGCCGUUGGCAAAAAAUAUGGCGAUUUGCUGGUUGUAGGGGAGGUCAGGACAGAUCCGAAGCGCCCUUACGAGGCCGUCGCUGAUAAGAUGGCGAGAUGUGCGGAGGAGCUUUUUUUUAUUCAGCCAAGUCGCCGGUACCUGCUAGGUUUCAGUCUCUGCGGGUCCCUCUUGCAGGUGUGGAUGCAUGACCGAGCAGGGUGCCGGAGUUCGGAUGUGUUCGAUAUCAACACCUACGAUGGUGGAGAAAUGUUUGUCUGGAUAUUUCUCCAGUUCCUCUUCAUGGAUACGCCCCGCCUCGGGUUCGACUCUACUGUUGGAAUCAGCACGCUGCUCUGUUGGGAGGUAGGGCACAUCGAGAUUACUCGAGACGGGAAACUUGAACAGAUCAUUGUGGAGAAGGUACUGCAGCGGUCACACCGCAUUUGCGGUCGCUGCACUACCUGCUACAAAGGACGUCUGGCCCAUGACCCAAAGACUAUUGUUGUUGUGAAGGAUUCCUGGCACCGUCCGCAGCAUUCGGUCGAAGGUGAGCUGCUGAGAAAGGCCAGCGAAAACGGCCGUGUGAAGAACAUCGUCCGUUAUUACCAUCACGAGACAGUGGUGGUUGCCCACGAACUUAUGGACGACAUCGAUCCCCCCCAAAUCGCAUCGAGAGCACCGCCGACUCUCCUUCUUAAAGCCCUUGGAGACUGUAUUGAGGGUUAUUGGACUCUCUGGGAGCAUGCUCAAAUAGUGCACCGCGAUAUCUCAUUAGGCAACCUUCUAGUCAGGGAGGAGCCUACAGAAGACUGCUGCUGGGGGUUCCUGACCGAUUUGGACAUGGCCACGGACCGCGACCGGACAGAGAGUUGCCAGGGGCGUCAAAUGAUUGGCACACAUAUUUUUAUGUCGACCGAGUUGCUUUGCGGGGAUGGAGAGGGGAAUCAUUCCUUUCGACAUGAUCUAGAGUCCUUCUUCUGGGUCCUCUUCUGGCUUUGUGUCCACUACGAAGGGUCAGAGGAAGUGGUAACGUCUGGCGGGAUAUACAAAUGGUGCCAGGCGCUUCCCCCUGAAACCCUAGGCUUUUGGAAGCGCAUGAUCCCUGAGGACGAUGAUACAAGACUCCUGGGAAGAAUUACUCCGUACUACAAACCGCUAGUGCCUUGCAUCAUUGCCUUGAGGUGUGCAGUGUUCCCCGACGGCAAACUUCCGAGAGACGAUGAAGGAAGCUGGGAUAUGAAAGCUCGGAUGAUCAAGGUCCUCCAGGAUGCACGAUUCGAGCUUGAGGCGGAGGAAAACGUAGCCAAACUUGCCGAGUAG
This is a messenger RNA of Westerdykella ornata, 2133 nucleotides long. RefSeq lists its product as uncharacterized. The transcript has 3 exons. Gene Ontology annotation, molecular function: protein kinase activity; ATP binding. Bases 130 to 2133 code for a protein of 667 amino acids. Lineage: Eukaryota; Fungi; Ascomycota; Dothideomycetes; Pleosporales; Sporormiaceae. The record is from RefSeq and is a predicted model, not a curated record. Gene Ontology annotation, biological process: protein phosphorylation.